This is a messenger RNA of Dictyostelium discoideum AX4, 1392 nucleotides long. RefSeq lists its product as hypothetical. Gene Ontology annotation, biological process: RNA-templated DNA biosynthetic process; DNA biosynthetic process. The transcript has 2 exons. The record is from RefSeq and is a predicted model, not a curated record. NCBI's taxonomy places the organism in Eukaryota, Evosea, Eumycetozoa, Dictyosteliales, Dictyosteliaceae. Gene Ontology annotation, molecular function: transferase activity; DNA-directed DNA polymerase activity; nucleotidyltransferase activity. The annotation marks the transcript as partial.
AUGUUGGAAAAUUGGACAGUGACCAGGGACUCAACAUGGGACAACCUUGAAAAUGAAUUCACAACACAAGAGAUCCUAGAAGUAAUAAAACAAUUGAACCCACACAAAUCUCCAGGCCCAGAUGGAAUUCCAAACUUAUUCUACAUAACACACAAAGAAAAACUAGCUCCAAUACUGGCCUCAGCAUUCAACGACACUCUAAGAAAUCCUCAUCUAAUUAGCAAAAAUUACAAAGAAGGCCUCAUUAUCACGAUACCUAAAAAGGGAGACCCCGAACUAAUCAAAAACAGAAGACCAAUUACACUGGCUAACUGUAUAUAUAAAAUCCACUCAAAACUAAUAAACAAUAGAAUAAUCCCAAUACUAACGAAAGUGAUCAACCACAAUCAAAAAGGUUUCGUACCAGGCAGAUUCAUUAUAGAUAAUAUCAUAUCAAUGAACGAAUUAAUCAACUAUUGUAAUGAUAAAAGAAUUAACGGAAUAAUUACACUAUAUGAUUUCGAAAAAGCUUUUGACUCGAUUUCACACGGUUCAAUACUCAGAUCACUACAACACAUCAACAUUCCAACCAAUAUAAUCAACCUGAUAAUGAAUCUACUCACCAAAUCUGAAGCAAGAAUUGAAAUUAAUGGUAGAACUACUAUACCCUUUGAGAUCAAAAGAGGAGUCAAACAAGGAGAUCCACUAUCACCCACCCUGUUCGUCCUUGUAAUAGAGGCUUUAGCUAGAAAAAUUUUACAAGAUGACCGAAUUACUGGCCUUCCUCUAAACAACAGCGACCACAGAGAGAAAUUCCAAAGCUUUGCAGACGACUCGGCUUCAAUGGUCCCAGACUCUCAACAACUUGAAUUAGUACUACAACACUUCAAUUCAUUUUGCAAAGCCACUUCCUCAAAACUAAACAUCGACAAAUCUUCAUCAAUUCUUAUAGGCAACCCAGACAAUACCAACCAAAGAAUACCAAUAUCUACAAAUCCAGAAAGAUACUUGGGAUACUUCUUCACAGGCAAAGGGAUAACAAGAAAAAUACCAGAAAUAUUAAACACAAUAAGAUCAUCCUUAGUACUAUGGAAAACCACUGACUCAACAAUCAAAACCAAAACCAACAUCCUCAAAGCAUUCGCACUCUCUAAAUUAACCUACUAUUCAUAUGUAGAGAACUUUAAGGAAGAGGAAUUAAACCAAAUCAAUAAAUUAGUCGAAUGGUUUUUAUCGGCACCAAACAACAAAAAUGCUAGUGGAUUUCAAACAACUGGCGCAGAAACUUUGGAUCAUAAACCAGUUCAUCCUAGCACUAGAAACCAAACAAACAAACUCAUCUCAUCACAAAAGCUGGGAAUAUCAGAUCCAAAAAAACAAAUUCACAUCCAGAUACCUAAAAGAAAACUUAGA